Malaclemys terrapin pileata is the source of this 1558-nucleotide messenger RNA. RefSeq names its product progestin and adipoQ receptor family member 3 (gene PAQR3). Gene Ontology annotation, molecular function: signaling receptor activity. The coding region runs from base 244 to 1179 and encodes 311 amino acids. The transcript has 8 exons. The record is from RefSeq and is a predicted model, not a curated record. NCBI's taxonomy places the organism in Eukaryota, Metazoa, Chordata, Testudines, Emydidae. Gene Ontology annotation, cellular component: membrane.
GCGCGGGGCUGGUGGCGCGACUGGCAGCGGGGCCGGAGCCGGCCGGCGAGGAAGCGGCUGGUUCCGCCCUGUCAGCGAGGGACCCGCGCGGGGGGGAGAGGAGCCGUCGCCCUCCGCCUCCGGGAUGUGCGGGGGGGCCCGGCCCCGCCCCGGCCGGUAUAUUGUAGAAGAGAUCAGAUACCUGGAGCAUAAUUAGAUAUUCUGUUCAGUCUUGCCUUAGCUGUUGACUGUGACACUACCACCAUGCAUCAGAAGCUUUUGAAGAGUGCCCAUUACAUCGAGCUAGGAAGCUACCAGUACUGGCCUGUUCUGGUACCUCGGGGAAUCCGCUUGUAUACCUAUGAGCAGAUUCCUGUGUUCCUUAAAGACAACCCGUAUAUUACAGAUGGCUACAGGGCUUAUCUCCCUUCUAGGCUGUGUUUAAAAAGUCUGUUCAUUUUAUCCAAUGAGACAGUAAACAUCUGGAGUCACUUACUGGGCUUUUUCCUUUUCUUCACUCUGGGCAUAUAUGACAUGACUUCUGUAUUACCUUCAGCGAGUGCCUCUAGAGAAGACUUUGUUAUCUGUUCUAUUUGCCUCUUCUGCUUUCAAGUCUGUAUGCUUUGCUCGGUAGGAUAUCAUCUUUUCUGCUGCCAUCGCUCAGAGAAGACUAGCCGUCGAUGGAUGGCAUUAGAUUAUGCAGGAAUUUCCAUUGGGAUCCUGGGCUGCUACGUAUCAGGAGUGUUUUAUGCAUUUUACUGUAAUAAUUACUGGCGUCAGGUAUACUUGAUCACUGUGCUUGCUAUGAUCCUUGCAGUAUUCUUUGCUCAGAUUCAUCCCAGCUACCUCACGCAACAGUGGCACAGACUGCGUUCUGUCAUCUUUUGCUCCGUCUCUGGAUAUGGAGUCAUUCCUACUAUCCACUGGGUUUGGCUCAAUGGAGGAGUUGGUGCAUCUAUUGUGCAGGAGUUUGCUCCUCGAGUGAUUGUGAUGUACUUGAUUGCUGCCGUAGCUUUUCUCUUUUACAUUUCCAAAGUUCCAGAAAGAUACUUCCCAGGACAAUUAAACUACCUCGGCUCUAGUCACCAAGUAUGGCAUAUCCUUGCAGUAGUAAUGUUGUAUUGGUGGCAUCAAUCUACAGUGUACAUCAUGCAAUACAGACACAGCAAGCCCUGUCCUGACUACAGUACACAUUUAUGAAUGAAGAAUUCUCUUACUGCAACAGAAGUUCUGACUAUGAAUGUCUAGUCCUUAGUCGCAUGCUGAUUUCCAAAACCAUGCACUGAGGCAGCUACUCUCUCACCUGCUGGACUGUGUUUCUACUUGCUGGGAUGGCAUACCAACAGAGGCUUUUUUGAGACAACUGCUUAGGUCUUAAAAUGACUCAUUCACCUCAACCACUGUACAUUCUGCAGUGAAGCAGAGAACAACUGUGCAGGUCUUCCUAUAGAGAGGUUAUGUAAUCCGACCAUGUGAAAACAGGAUAUGAAUAAUUACAUUCCUUCUUCUGACUGGUAAAACAUGAAAGGCAGCGAUAUGUACUCUGUGUGAACAGCAAAUGACUUUCUCCUUGAUUUGG